GAUUUGUAAUUUUUAAUUUAGAUACAUUAAUCAAAAGUUUUAUUACCUUUUUUUUUUACAUUCUUUCUAAAACAAAUCAAUCAAUAUAAGGAUAUAUAAAAAGUAUAUCUUUAAAAACAUAUAUAAAAAGAAAUGAGUAUUGUCCAAAAAAUUAAAGAAAUUGAAGAUGAAAUGGCUCGUACCCAAAAAAACAAAGCCACAUCUUUCCAUUUAGGUACAUUAAAAGCUAAAUUAGCUAAAUAUAAAAGAGAAUUAUUAUUAGGUCCAUCAAAAGGUGCUGCUGCAUCAGCUGGUGAAGGUUUUGAUGUAUCAAAAUCUGGUGAUGCUCGUGUUGGUCUUAUUGGUUUCCCAUCAGUUGGUAAAUCAACUUUAUUAACCAAAUUAACAGGUACAAGUUCAGAAGUUGCAUCAUACGAGUUCACAACCUUAACUUGUAUUCCAGGUGUUAUUAAUUAUAAAGGUGCUAAAAUUCAAUUAUUAGAUUUACCAGGUAUUAUUGAAGGUGCUAAAGAUGGUAAAGGUAGAGGUAGACAAGUUAUUGCUGUUGGUAGAACUUGUAAUCUUAUUUUAAUUGUUUUAGAUUCAAUGAAACCAUUAGUACAUAAAAAGAUUAUCGAAAGAGAGUUGGAUGGUUUUGGUAUUAGAUUAAAUAAACAACCACCAAAUAUUACAUUCAAGAGAAAGGAAAAGGGUGGUAUCAAUUUUUCACACACACCAAAUGUUACACCAAGUCAUUUAGAUUCAGAUCUCGUUAAAGCCAUUUGCUCUGAAUACAAAAUCCAUAAUGCUGAUGUAAUUUUACGUUGCAAUGCUACCGUUGAUGAAUUAAUCGAUGUCAUUGAAGGUAAUCGUAUUUAUGUUCCAUGUAUCUACGUUUUAAAUAAAAUCGAUGCCAUUUCAAUUGAAGAAUUAGACCUUUUAGAUAAAAUUCCACAUUACGUUCCAAUUUCAUCUCAUUUAGAAUGGAAUUUAGAUGCUUUACUCGAAAAGAUUUGGGAAUACUUGGCUUUAAUUAGAGUUUACACUAAACCAAAAGGUCUUAUUCCAGAUUAUAACGAACCAGUUGUUAUUAGAGGUGGUGAAGAAGCUACUGUCGAAACUUUCUGUAAUCACAUUCACAAUUCAAUUAUUAGACAAUUUAGAUAUGCUCUUGUUUGGGGUUCUUCAGCAAAACACAACCCACAACGUUGUGGUAAAGACCAUGUUUUAGCUGAUGAAGAUAUUGUCCAAAUUGUUAAAAAAUAAAAAAAAUAAAAAUAAAAUUAGAAAUAUAUU
This is a messenger RNA of Dictyostelium purpureum, 1275 nucleotides long. RefSeq lists its product as uncharacterized. Bases 133 to 1245 code for a protein of 370 amino acids. Gene Ontology annotation, molecular function: GTP binding; GTPase activity. Gene Ontology annotation, biological process: cytoplasmic translation. The transcript is spliced from 4 exons. NCBI's taxonomy places the organism in Eukaryota, Evosea, Eumycetozoa, Dictyosteliales, Dictyosteliaceae. Gene Ontology annotation, cellular component: cytoplasm. The record is from RefSeq and is a predicted model, not a curated record.